Pocillopora meandrina is the source of this 4011-nucleotide messenger RNA. The record is from the annotation of a GenBank genome assembly. NCBI's taxonomy places the organism in Eukaryota, Metazoa, Cnidaria, Anthozoa, Scleractinia, Pocilloporidae.
GAAAGCUUAACAUCAAGUUUGAGGCAAAAAAUGGCGAAGUUGGAUACUAAAAACGAUUUGAAUCGCGUCGGCUUGUUCAGCGAGCUCGGCUACAUCUCAAUUGGUGAUCCGUUCAAAAGGAAGAGCACAGGUAAGAUUUUCAAGCAACAUCCUUGGUUGAAAUGAAAUUUUGAAUCAAUGAGUAAAGAGCUGCAGUUCAAGAAAACUACUAAUUCUACGUAAAAUAAACACGCAGAUGAAAACCCUAAAUUACCAUAAGCGUUGGAGAUACCUCAGUAAAUUAAUUUGUUGCAAGUGAAAGAUUAGGAAGCCUUUUUUUCCGCUGGAAAAACCAUGCGAAAGUUUUUUUUAAUGCAAUAUGGACAUUAGAGUUGCAAAUCACAACAUCCCUCUUGAAGACCUUCAAACGGGGAAAACAGCAUCAUGUUUAUGCAUGUUUUUUUUUUAACUCUGUGGUAAAAUAUUGCGGACGUAAUGUAUAUUGAACCUUUAUUGACCGAGUGUGCCUGUUCAAUCAUGGUUAAAUAUCGGCCUAAUUCACUUUUGGUAUUGUUAUGGAACUUGACUGGCUAGUGGUCAAAGAGAGGAACUACAGAUCAAAGAGUCAGUUUUGAGUCAUGCCCAGAUUGCUAAUUGGGUACAGACAAACUGUCUAGGGAACCAGACAAAUGUUGGCAGUGAAAAUUAAGGGGUAACCCUGCAAAGGGCCUGCAUCCUAUCGAGGUUCGGUGCACAGGGGGUACUACAGGCAGAGCCUUCCAGCUCCUUCACUGAUUUUAUUUUUUAUGUGAUACUUUCACCAUUAUUUCUUUUUUCAAGAAUUCAACAUGGCUGCUCAUAAAGGAAAACAAAUGCUACCUGGUGGGAGCAAAACACGAUCAGCCCUUCAGGCAGGAUAUUUUGAUCAGAGAUUCAACAGAGUCAUGGAAGGGGAGGCCUUCACUGAUCCUGUAAAGCGGCGUAGACAGGACAAACUAAAGAGUAGUAAGCUUAACAUAGGAAAGGCUUUUGUUCCAAGUAGUGGAGAAAAAUUACCGUAAGUUUAUGUGAGGCUUUGCUGCAGUUAUGCAAAAUGUUCAUUAGAAAAGUGAAACCUUUAAUAUAGAGACCUUGCAUUAAUAAUAACUCCUGAUAACUCCUAGAAGUGAUGAACAUCUCAAAUCUCCUGAGAAUUUCAAUACAUCAUGCAACAAAUUGGUAAUAAGAACUUAAGGUUUGAUCAGUUGGAGAGUGUCGUCAAGAUCGGUUUGCUUCUUUUUGUAUCCAUUUAGCUGCAUACUGUAUAGGAAUUAUGAGAUACUUUCUGUUUCUCUGUGAUAUAACACCAAAUUCUAAUUUAUAAGGAAAUAUAUAGCACCUGGAGGGGAGACAUGUCAAUCAAAUCUUGGGAUUUAAAGGGUUAUGCUGAUGGAAAAGGAUAAUCUUUUAAAUUUUGUCCUGAGUUUUUCAACAUAUACAAACAAUGCAAUUCAACACCUGAAAUAAACUAAGUUUCUCUGCUUUUGUAAUACCUGUACCAUAUCUCAUGCAUAGAUUUAAUUUGAAGUACAUUUUUUGUUGAAUGUGUGCAGUUCAGGAGCAGGAAACCAUUAUGGAACUUUCAGUGGAGCCAUUACAGCUUUUAGCCCUGUGUCCAAGGGGAAAAAACCAACAGAGUCUGCUGGAAAGAACUUCUUGACAAACCCACCAAAGAAGGGGACAGGGUUUGGAUAUCUGAAUGUGACAAUUGGUGCCCCACCCAAGUACAUGUCUGAUGCUUAUGAACGUGCAAGAGAGCUGCGAAAGGUAACUGGCCUUAUUGUUAGGUUAAACUACCUGUAUUCCCUCUUGUUCAGAAAUCACAGUUAGCACAGACCUUAAUGUUCUUGGUGGCAACAAUGUGCAUAUAUUUUUCCACUGAUUUCUGUUGACUUUCACCAUGAAAUUUGCUCAAAAAAGAGAGGAGACUUUGCAUGGCCAUUAUUAAUUCAUUCUCUUUAAUUUCAAUCUUCCAAAGCAGAUAGAGCUUUCCUAGAUUUUGAGGAAAAAAGGGAAUCUGUGCCUCAAAACAUCUAUUAGAUCAGAUGUUGAUGGGCUCAUUACAGAUUACUUCCAGAAUUUUCUCACACCACCCACAGUCCCCCCUUCCCCACUAACAAUUCACAGGUAUUCAUUCUGUGUACAAGCUGGAGAUCUGUUUUUCAACUGUCUUGAAAAUCUAAAGGUGUCCCCAAGUGUAAUCACGGUGGGUUCCUUGGUUGUCUCAGGAUAAAAAUUUCGCAUCUUCCAUUAAAAGCAAAAAUCCUGACAGGCACAAGCUGAUGUAGUUUGUACACCCUGUAUGAACCUUUGGGUAAAUAAGCACUUAAUUGCAUGCUCUAAAUGAUAUUUUAUUGAAUAACUUUUUUAACAGAAAGAGAUGGAAGGAAGCCUGAAAGCAAGAAAGGGAGGAGCAUAUAAACUAAAUCUUCAUCCUAAGGCCUAUUUUGAUGGAAAUCCCUACAAAUCUGACAGACGUAAGCGAUGAAUAUUCAUUGCCUUUCAAUUAAAGGGCUCUUGAAUCAAGUUUUGUUUAAGUCCUUAAAAACAUGUGCAAAAGAGCACAUUACACUUUCUAGAUGACUAGAGCAAUAAAUUGGUUACUGGACUUAUCACCCCCAGAAGCACACUUGUGUAGAUUGUGUAAACUAUUGUUUGGAAUAUGUCAGUUUUGUCAAUUUUUUUCAAACUCAAAUCCUUAAUUUGCUUUGUGUUAUUUCAGCUCUUCCGCCUGUAAAAGAGACUAGGAAACCCCCAGAAGGAUUGAAGCCUUUUAAACCCAGUUCUCCACCAAAAGAGGUAAUUAAACUGAACCACUUAAAUGAAGAGUUUCUCAGGCUGAUCCAUGUCCCAGAUGGAUCUCUUCUCAGUUUCAGUUGCAAGGGGCAUUACCUCACAGGAUUGGCAUUCUUUCAGGAAGGAAUGCUAGUCCAUGGUUGCCUUAAUCCUGUUAGACUAUGAGUUGGAAAUUUGAAAGAGUUUUGUGACAUCCAACAAACUCUGGGAAGUGAGACUUGGCCCAGUAAAGGCCUAGUUCAUUGUAGACUUUCUGUAACUUGAUGAAAGAGCAUUGGAGUGAAAAAUCCUAGGAGGGACUCAGAAUUUUUUCUUUGUCCCAUUCUUGUGACGAGAUAAAAAAACACUUUUCUCUUCUUUUAUAAGUCUGACAAUUUUCUGAUUCUUGCUUUUUUAAGUUUCUAUUCCUCAUCAUUUCUUAGUAGGGAAACUAGGAUAGGCUCAAUCAAAAAUGGGCCACUUGGCUUAUUUGCCUUCCCCCUUGGAAAGUUUAAAGAAAUAUUUCCUGAACAAAAUUUGACAAUGUUGUUCCUUUUCUUUAUAGAUUGGUGGUAUGAAGGCUGGUUGCUUUGACAAUUACCCAUCUCACUCUAAUGAUCCUUAUGUGGUCAAAAAACCAAAAGGUAAUGAUGGAACAGAGAAAAGGAUCUUCAGACCCUCUCAGGGACCAAAAUCAACACGAACGACAUCCAUCAUAAAUCAAAAUGUAGAACGACGCAUCAAUAACCUAAACUUCAGACAACCUAUCACUGUGUCCAUAUAAUUAGAUACACUUGGUAAUAAUUAUGUGAAUGCAAAAAAAGUUAAUUUUGUAAAGGCUAGUGUGUAUUAAUUCAUGUGUUGGAUUUAGCAUGUAAGAACAGAAAAGCUUUGAAAAUAAUGCAAAGUUAGAUCGUAUAUCUAACAGUUUUAAUGUACAUGGUAUAUUUUAAUUUUAAAGUGUGAGCAGUUACAUAAAGAAUAAUUGAUUGUAAUACUGUAAAUUAAAUUUCCUUUCUUUUUUAUAGCAAAAUAGGCCACCUACUUGACGAGGUUGUCGGUUGUAACAACUUCAAAUAUGUUAAAGAACUUCUAGAACUUGUGAUUGCAUUUCUGUCACUUGUCAAAAAAGGAAGGAUCUUUUAAAACUGACAAGUUAAUUAUUUGUCUUUUAAGUUCUUAUGGAUACUGUGUGCCUGCUUAUCUUCUAAAUACGGU